UCGACCUCGCUUCCCUUCGCCAUGGUGAUCAUCUCCUCUCUCUCUCCAUGACUACUCGAGUCGUCGAGCUUUUUCACUGAAUCUCUCGCAGUCCCCUAUGUUUCUUAUUGCGGGGGAUUAUUUGAAGAAGGCGAUUCCUUCACAGCUCAUCUCGGAGAGAGGCUCCAAACUCGUCGUCAUCAACCCUGGUACUCCUCCCACCUGCUCGACCUUUAAAGGUUCUGCGAACAUCGGAGCGGGUCUCGCUCAGCAGGACGCGCCUUUUGUCGUCUCUUAUUGCAUCGCCCGCUACACCAGCCAGCUCCCCAAGCCAAACGUGCAAGAUCAGGUUGUAUGAUGUUAGAGCUGUGUAUAUGUUAGCUGAUGUUGAAAUUGAGGAUAAACAGUUCUCAAGACCUGGCGCAGGAAUUCCCGCUUCCUGCACGGGAUGUAUGGAUAUAGAUGAUGCUCCAUGUAAUAAAAAGUUUUUGAUCAU
This is a messenger RNA of Eucalyptus grandis, 475 nucleotides long. RefSeq names its product actin-related protein 9-like. The transcript is spliced from 2 exons. The coding region runs from base 98 to 337 and encodes 79 amino acids. NCBI's taxonomy places the organism in Eukaryota, Viridiplantae, Streptophyta, Magnoliopsida, Myrtales, Myrtaceae. The record is from RefSeq and is a predicted model, not a curated record.